Molecule: messenger RNA, 1158 nt
Organism: Orbilia oligospora ATCC 24927
Lineage: Eukaryota; Fungi; Ascomycota; Orbiliomycetes; Orbiliales; Orbiliaceae
Exons: 1
Coding region: 1-1158 (385 amino acids)
Source: RefSeq, a predicted model, not a curated record
AUGAUUUCCACGCACCUUUUCCUCCUGUCUCUCGUGGCUUCUAUCAAUGCCAUUCCGGUCCCUAUGCCGCAAACUCCAGACUUUCGCACCCUAGAUACUUGUCCAACAAACGGAGCUAUUGUUUGCAGUCCCGACGGUUCGAAGUUCUAUCUCUGUAACUUUGGGAGGGCUGUCCCCAUGGGCUCUGUCGCUGCUGGUACCUAUUGCAGCAAUGGAAAGAUCGUUACCAUCGGUGCAUCUGCCGCUCCUACUAUGAUGCCUCUGCCGGCUAAGCCUACUCAAUUUCCAGAGCCGACUAGCAUCGAAUUAGUCAAGACCUCUCCCCCAGCAGCAACUCCAACUGCAGCUCCGAUGAAUCCUAACCCUGAGCCCAUGAAGGAUGAAAUCACAAGCACAAUCACCACCACCGAAGAAGUCACAAGCAAAUCCACCAGCACAAUCUUGGUUACUGUAACUGGCGAACCUCCUCGUGCUCCUAUGGAGACUCCUGUUCCAGAGCCUGUUCCCACAUCUGAACCAUCCAGCGGUUCAACUGGCGGAAUUGUCAUCACCGAAGACAUCAUCAUUAAGACCGGGGCAAGUUCGAAGAGUUGUCCUCGUGACAACGAAUUCAGGGAUCUUGCAGUAGAGGAAUGUGCCACCGCUAAACAUGCCGCUCCGUUUAUCACCGAAGCCUUCAAGAAGUACGAAAUCAACACCAUCGGUGAAGCCGCUGCCAUCCUUUCCCUUAUGAUGUUCGAAACUGGUAACUUCCAAUUCAAUACCAACCACUUCGGAAUGGGGGGUAAGCCUCGACCAGGUCAGGGAACCAGAAACCAAAUGUCUCCAAACUUCAUCGUCGAGUACGCACAAACAUUCGGAUCCACUGAUAGCAUCAGCCCUGGUAUCACCCCCGCGAACAUCAAUGAUCAAACCGAUGAAGUCAAGAAUAAGGUUUUGGCUUUAGUUCUUGGCGACGAUAGGACCUGGGCUAGCGGUGCUUGGUUCUAUAAGAACUAUGCCCCAUGCGCUGCCAUCAUGCCAGCUCUCCAGAAGGAGACAGUUUCGCGUCAGGCCUGGAGUGAUUAUAUCACCAAGUGCGUCGAGACAACUGUCGCUUCCAGGGGCGCCAGCUUCGAAGCUGCGGUUGUCGCUCUAGGUGGAACCCUUACCGCCUAA